Messenger RNA from Colletotrichum destructivum, 1178 nucleotides. RefSeq lists its product as uncharacterized. Lineage: Eukaryota; Fungi; Ascomycota; Sordariomycetes; Glomerellales; Glomerellaceae. The transcript is spliced from 2 exons. The record is from RefSeq and is a predicted model, not a curated record. The coding region runs from base 278 to 694 and encodes 138 amino acids.
AAGGAACAGGUGCCUUAUCUAUAUAUAAUGCCGCUGACGUACCUGUUUACUUUUGCGAAUUUUGUCUUGGCCUUCUUCGUCCCAUCUCGUGACUGAUCAUCUCAAAUAAAGCUGUCGCCCCUCGUCCGUUGUUUUUUCACGGGGCGCUUUCGACACUGACCUGCCUCACAUCACCCCUACCAGCAGCGCUUCACUCGACCUGAGAUAACGAACAACACCUUGACACACACGCCGAAAUCCCCAUUACUCAACCACCCCCCUCUUAAAAAAAUAAAAAAUGACCGCCGAAGUAUCGCACGGGAGAGGUGGAGCAGGAAACAUGGCAGCCGACGACACCAAAUACGUUGACGGCGAGGUAGUAAGGGCUGGUCCCGAGGGCUCUCACGGAACUGGCGCCUUCAGCUCUGGCCGAGGAGGAGCCGGAAACAUCGCCGACGCCAAGACCCAACCCGCCCCGCGCGCAGACAAGGACCUCGUCCCCGAGGAGGCCUACCGCCCCUCGACCGAGGGCCAGGACUACCACGUCGGCCGGGGUGGCGCUGGCAACGCCGUCGAGACGGACAAGCCGGCUCCCCACAAGGACAUUGACCACGAGAAGAAGGCCGCCGCCCAGGCCCGCGCCGAGGGCAACACCGGCGUCAGCGUUGCUGACAAGCUCAAGGCCAAGAUCCUCGCACCCUUCCACAAGAAGUAGACUUUUUUUUUUCGGGGGGGGGUGGGGGGGUGCUGCAACAGUGCCUUGGCGCGUUUUGUAGAGGGAAAGACGACGAUGGACUGCGUGUCUCUACGGUACCUAGUUGCUGCCGGUCGGUUGUGCUGGAUGGUUUGGAAGUUUUGUUUUGUUUUGACAUACCCUUCACGAUAUCCCCAUUUCGCACGAUAGUUCUCCGACACAGUGUUUGCACCCAAGGGUUGCCCUUGAAGUCUCGAAAAUUGACACCGUGCCGUUACUACAUGGUGUCCUGACAUGUGCUCGUUCAGAAUGAACUCCGAAUGACUUUCAUAUGCAUAUAAGACUGGCGAGAUAAGUUACUGAGCAGUUGUCGAUGGGCGCUGUAUUUUUUUGCACGCACUAGGGAGUACUUCAAAAUUCGAUCCCGAGCGGCCUUGCAGCUCAGAAGCUGCCUGGUUGGAAAGCUGUCUUCAAGCAGAGACUAAUGUGCAGCUUAGAGUAAGAC